This is a messenger RNA of Labeo rohita (rohu), 1138 nucleotides long. RefSeq names its product C-C chemokine receptor type 4-like. The coding region runs from base 83 to 1138 and encodes 351 amino acids. Gene Ontology annotation, biological process: immune response; G protein-coupled receptor signaling pathway; chemotaxis. Gene Ontology annotation, cellular component: membrane. The record is from RefSeq and is a predicted model, not a curated record. Gene Ontology annotation, molecular function: chemokine receptor activity. The transcript has 3 exons. Lineage: Eukaryota; Metazoa; Chordata; Actinopteri; Cypriniformes; Cyprinidae.
AGCCUUAAAGAUGCAUUAUGUUGACAUCUCUGUUUCCCUGUUUGUCUAACCCAGUUAGAACACCUCAUCUGGUUUUCUGAUAAUGAAUUCUACAGUUGUGUUGCUGAGGACCACUGCUCUGCCUCCACUGACUCUUGAUUCAAAUCUUGAAUUGACCAGCAUGGAAACAACAACAUUUGAUUACGGAGAAACAGAUGACAUAUGCUUGACUGAAGAUUCACACCUGUAUACAGAUCUCAAGGCUGCCAUUUUCUGCAUUGUUUUUGCGCUUGGCCUCAUUGGCAACAUCACCAUCUUAUGGGUCCUCUUGAAAAUCAUGCAUGUGAAAAAUAUGACAAAUCUCUGCCUGCUGAAUCUGGCUCUGUCGGACCUACUAAUGGUCCUCUCACUGCCCUUCUGGGGUCUCUAUGUUCAGGGCCACUACAUAAAAGCCAAUGAAAUGUGUAAGGCAAUGGCGGGUAUAUACCAAGUGGGAUUUUACAGCAGAAUCUUAUUUGUGACCCUGAUGAGCGUGGAUCACUAUUUGGUCAUCGUACAUGCCGUUGAGGUGCUGGGAGCAAAGAUGCUGCAUUAUGGAAUUAUGGUGAGUUUCGUUAUAUGGAUUGUUUCGAUCUGUGCCGCCCUUCCAGAGGCCAUCUUUGCAGCAAUGGUCACAGAGGACAACAUCACCAGCUGUCAGAGAGUUUAUCCUGAUGGGUCAGCCCAGAAGUGGAAGCUUUUUCGUAACUUUGGAGAAAAUGUAGUAGGACUGUUUAUCUCUUUGCCCAUCAUAGCCUACUGCUAUAUCAGGGUCCUAAUGGUUGUGAAGAAGACAAAAAACUCAAAAAAGGAACGGGCCAUAAAGCUCAUCUUAGGCAUCAUCAUCAUGUUUGUGGUCUUCUGGGUGCCCUACAAUGUGGUGGUGUUUCUGAAAACCUUGCAGGAGUUUGGCAUUCUAACUGACUGCGAGGCUUAUCGUCAUGUCAAUAUGGCCAUGGACUUGACAGAGACAAUCGCACUCACUCACUGCUGUGUAAAUCCGAUCAUUUAUGCUUUUGUUGGAGAAAAGUUUAGGAAAUGCCUAGCAAGUGUGUUUUCAAGAUAUCUUAAAUGUGUGAAGACCUCCCAAUCGACUUCUACGCAAGGAGUAGGAGUUUAG